AUGCAUUUCCUCAGCAUUUUUGUUCUAUCUUUUGUAGCAGUCGGCUAUGCUACGCCUCUGGCAAUCAGGCUGGACAACACCGAGCCUCCAGAGAACGCCACAUACGUUCAGUGCCAUGAAGGCACCACGGACCCCAUCUGCCUCAAGAUUCGCGGACCAUCAUCCGAUGUCAUCACCGAGAUCGUUCAUUCUGACGGAACGGUCGAGGUGCACCGCAACAAAUACACCCGCGAGCAGCUAAGAGACAUCCGUGACAAGAACAACGUCAAGAGCGUCAAGCACAAGCCUGGCCACGCUACGCGAGAUGAAUCUGCCGCAUUCGUCAACGACCUCACGAAGAGGGACACCCCGCGACUCUGUAAGAGCGAAACCCAGCGGUGGUGGGAUCAGAAUGAAUGGGGCUACUGGUACCAAGCCUGGCACCAAGUUGGCAACUGCUUCUACUGUAAUCAGUGCACCGAAGCCAUUGCAGUUGGCUUCUCUGUUUCCCAAACCUGGACUGUUGGGUUGAGCCUCAAGUUCGAGGAAGUCAUUGAAGCAUCUUUCGAGUUCACCUGGGGCGAGACGCAUACUUUGACUGAUACCCGAACAUGCAUGUGGAACAACGUUCAGUCGGGAUGCCAUUCCAUUUGGUACCAGCCCUUGAUGUCUUAUCACAAUGGAUACGCGAAUUAUCAGACUCAUACGCACUGUCCCGCCGGCCAGGGCCAAGGAGCCUCGGAUACCUAUUACGAUCAUAAUUAUGCGUAUGCCAACGUCAAUCAGAUCGGUAACAAUAAUGGUGUCAACCAGGGUAAUCUGGGAUGUGACAGUGGUUGUCAAGGUGACGAUCACAGGCAGUGUCAGUAUGGAAACAAUGGUGGUUCUCUCUGGCCCAAUCCAAACUAG
Molecule: messenger RNA, 888 nt
Organism: Fusarium verticillioides 7600
Lineage: Eukaryota; Fungi; Ascomycota; Sordariomycetes; Hypocreales; Nectriaceae
Exons: 1
Coding region: 1-888 (295 amino acids)
Source: RefSeq, a predicted model, not a curated record